AUGCUGGUAAAUGACUGUGGUGGUCAUGGGAGUGCCCUCGAAGUUUUACAGGAAAUCUUAAAAGGCCGUGAUAUUCAAAAUGUAAACAUCAAUGAUAUGAUGAAUGAUUUAUGCGUUAGGCUUCAUGACCGGUACUGUGAGGCACUUGUGAUAUCACCCAGUGAAGCUAGAGCUAUAUAUUCUGAUCAUAUUGUACAACCUGAACUAAUUCGUUAUGUUCGUAAAAGUAAUUCCAGUAUGAGAUAUUUUGAUUUAUCUUACAUAUGGAUUUGGAUUUUGACUAGUUCUUCUGAUGGCAAGGAUCCAAUACUUAGAGACUGGUUCUUCUGCGACUAUGGAGACCACAGGAACAACAAAAAUCCAAAAUGUCCGCUAGGAUCACAGUUCUGGCAAUACUUUGAACAUUUUGUUGCUUCUUUUCGCACACUAAAAUCAAGAAAUCUAAAUGAUGACGAAUUAACAUCGAUCUCAAAAAUUCACAUUGGAACACGUUUAAAUGGUGAUUUCGAAUUUAAGAAUCAUCAUUUGGAGUUGGAAUGCGUAGUACAUCGAGAAGACACAAAUUCAUCAAACUAUGGAAAGGGUAAAAAGGAUAUUAAAUGUGAAGACAAAACUGUAGAUGUGCAUGAAUGCAAUUAUUUUAUCAUUAAUGGUGUAUCUGCGUCAUAUGGUGAUGUAUUCCUUGAGCUAGAUACGUCAGGAAAACCGAAUGAAAAGUCUGCAUCGAGUAAAGACUUUUUUAUUUUGUUUAUAACCACAAAAUGUUUGGAUAUCAUACUACCAAAAAAUUCUGGAAUUGUAGACGCGUCUAAUUGGGACAAAUAUUUCAGUCCAUAUUCUGGCAGGGCAUAUGCUUACGCUGAUAUAGGUCCUUUGAACAUUAAUAAAGUAAGUCGCAGAGAUCUCUUAUUGGUGUAUGGAAUUGGUGAAAUUUGGGCAGAUAAAAUUAUGGCUAAGAGAGAAUACAAAGACAUAGAAGAUGUGAAAAAAAGACGAAAAUACCAGAAAGGGUGUUAA
This is a messenger RNA of Funneliformis geosporum, 1017 nucleotides long. The record is from the annotation of a GenBank genome assembly. Lineage: Eukaryota; Fungi; Glomeromycota; Glomeromycetes; Glomerales; Glomeraceae.